Solea senegalensis (Senegalese sole) is the source of this 1434-nucleotide messenger RNA. RefSeq names its product nitrilase family, member 2 (gene nit2). NCBI's taxonomy places the organism in Eukaryota, Metazoa, Chordata, Actinopteri, Pleuronectiformes, Soleidae. Gene Ontology annotation, cellular component: mitochondrion. Gene Ontology annotation, biological process: L-glutamine metabolic process; oxaloacetate metabolic process. Bases 69 to 932 code for a protein of 287 amino acids. The transcript is spliced from 10 exons. The record is from RefSeq and is a predicted model, not a curated record. Gene Ontology annotation, molecular function: omega-amidase activity.
GCAAACAGGUUACCGGAAGUGUCGCAUGUUUGCUUCUCUGUGUACUGAAAGCAAACGCUGCUGCUCUUAUGACAACGUUACCGAGAGUCAUGUCCAAGUUCCGCCUGGCUGUGGUUCAGCUGCACGUGACGAGCGUCAAAAGUGAAAACCUGAGCAGAACCCGGACUUUAGUGAAGGAGGCCGCGCAGCAGGGGAGCAAACUGGUUCUACUUCCGGAAUGUUUCAACUCUCCGUACGGAACAAAUUUCUUCUCUGAGUAUUCCGAGAAGAUUCCAGGAGAAUCCACUCGGCUGCUGUCAGAGACGGCCAAGGAGAACAAGGUGUAUGUGGUGGGAGGAUCGAUUCCUGAAGAGGAUGGUGGGAAGUUUUACAACAGCUGCACCGUGUUUGGACCUGAUGGAGAGAUGAUUCUGAAACACAGAAAGAUUCAUCUCUUCGACAUCGACGUUCCAGGAAAGAUUCGUUUCCAGGAGUCGGAGACGUUGACUCCAGGAAACACUUUGUCGAUGUUUGAAACACCAUUCUGUAAAGUGGGCGUGGGCAUUUGUUACGACAUGAGGUUUGCAGAACUCGCUCAACUCUACGGAAGAAAAGGCUGCCACCUGCUGGUCUAUCCUGGAGCGUUCAACAUGACCACGGGUCCGGCUCACUGGGAGCUGCUGCAGAGAGCCAGAGCGCUCGAUAACCAAGUUUACGUUGCUACGGCUUCACCCGCUAGAGACGAGACGGCUUCGUACGUGGCGUGGGGUCACAGCAGCGUCGUGAAUCCAUGGGGUGAAGUGAUGACGAAGGCCGGAGCACAAGAGACCGUUAUUUAUGCUGACAUCGAUCUUCAGUAUUUGUCUGAUGUUCGACAGCAGAUUCCGAUCACGUCUCAGCGUCGUCACGACAUCUACGAAGUAUCGUGUGUGAAGGAGACGGAGUCGAGCUGAAUCAUCAUUGUUUCCAUGACGGCGCAGCAUCCGCUGAUAGACGCGUUUUUUUCACUGUAAAAAUUUGUGUCAUGAUGAAAAAAUAUGAAGUCAAAUGUGAAUUAGAAAUUAGAUCAUUUUAUAUCAGCAAAAAUAUUGAUAUACUCAAUAUUGCAAUCAUUGGAAAAAAGGUUAUUGUGGAGAGAAAUACAUUUUUAUAUUAAAAAAUAAUCUUAUAUAAGAUGGUUCUCUUGUGGCACUUCAAACUAAACCACUAGGACUGUAUGUUGUGAGUUUGAAUAUGAUUUUACCAUCAUCAUCAUAAACCUGUGUGAGUGUGUGUGUCAGAAUGUAAAUAAUUCAUACGCAGAAGAAUCAGGACCACGUGAGGAAAAAAGUAAAUUAGGAUUUACUUCAAAUUUAAUCCAAUUCUAAAUUCUGCGGAAAAUUUUCUGAAGUCUGAGAUUCCUUUGGGAGGAAAAAAAAUCCAAAUUCUGGGGGGAAAAAAAUAAAACAAUUAUGA